CGCUUUUGUUUUGGGAUUUGAAUUUUAUCAUUUAUCGUAUCAUAAAUUGAAAUAUUUUAAUUAUAUAUACAAUAUACAUAAUAUCUAGAAAUGUAUACUAAUUGAAAUGUAAUUUAUUUAGAAUUUAUACAGUAAAAAUGGAAGAUGUGCCUUGCCUGAUAACCUGUAAGCCGUUGAAAACAGAGUUUGUAAAUUUGAAAAAAAUUCGUCUUACAUCAACUGAAUUCACUUUGGGAAGAUCUCUUAGCAACGAUGCAGUCAUUCCAUUUCUUGCUAUCUCAAGAAGCCACUGCAUGAUACAAAGUGUAGAUGAUGUAUGGAUCAUUCAUGAUCUCAGCACUCUUGGUAUUGAAAUAAAUGGUGUCACAUUAGGCAAGGGCAAAAGCAAAAAACUUGAAAAUGGUGACAUAAUAAGCAUGGAACCUUCGAAGGAGUUUGUUUACAAAUUUGUACACGAAGAAACCCCAUCAGAUUGUCCAAGAAAAAGGAAGAAAUUGUUGCCAGAAGAGGACAUGAUAAAUGAUGUGAAAAUAAAAUUUGAACAAUCUCAAGAUUUCGCUAUGAAAAAUUUAGAAGUUCAAAUUCAGAAUGCAAAACAUAUACAAACAAGUAACAUUCUUCUAAAGGAGCAGCUGGAAUCAAAUAUGAAGAAAAAAAUUUGUCAAGUUGAAGAAAAGUUUGCUGUGCAAAUAGAAAAUUUAAAAGGCGAGAAGUUUGAUGUUGAACAACAAAAGGCCCAAUUGGAAAAAGAAAAAAACAUUGAACUAGAAGAAUUGAGGAAAGAUAUGGGUGGCAGAAUAGAAGAACUCAUGGAACAAAUAGAAAAGCACAAUCAAAUAGAAACAGAGCUACUAUCAGAAAAUAAUCAACUUAAGGAAAAAUUAUUGAGGGAGAGAGAAGAAUUUUUGGCUGAACUAAACAGGGAGAACAUCUCAAAACAUGAUUUAUUAAAUAAGUUAGAUAUAAAGAUCAAGGAGCAGGAGGAGAGAUUACAAGAGAAACAAGAGAUUGAACACAAACUAAGACUUGAAACAGAACAACUAAGAGAAGCUAAGGAAAAGGAAUUACAUGAAUUAAAUGAGGCCAAACUCAAAAGAGAAGAAGAGUUAAUGUGUCAGCUGAAUGAACUGAAAAAGAACCUCACAGAACAAGUGUUCAAGACGGAACAGGAGAAACAACAAGCGGAACAACAGCUGACAGAGCAGAUUGAAAAGAUGAAGAAAAUUAACGAGGAGGAGAAAAUGAGAGUAGAACAACUUAUGAAAGAAAGAGAGGAGAUGCAAAAACAAUUGAAUGAAGCCCCACAAAAGUCACAACAACAACUGGAAGAGUUGCAGGCGCGCGUGGCGGCGCGCGAGGUGGAGCUAGCGGCGCUGGCGGCGGAGCGGAUACAGCAGCAGGCCGACCAGUCCGGGGAGGUCAUCAAGGCGCUGCAGGACCAACUCGAGAAGGUUAAGAGCCAGCUACAGAGCGUGGAAAACGAAAAGAAGAUUCUCGAAACGGCGUCCACGAGCGAUGAGCUGGCCGGUGCGGGCGCCGCCGCGUUAGUUGAGUUUGGCGAGAUGAUGGAGAGCGAGUUGCAGUGCAGCGUCUGCGCAGAGCUGUUCGUAGCGGCCACUACGCUCAACUGUUCCCAUACUUUCUGCAAGUACUGCAUCAAUAAGUGGACGAAGAAGAAGAACGACUGUCCCGUGUGCAGAGCGAUGAUAACGUCGAAAUGUAGAAGUUUGGUGUUAGACUCCUUCAUAGAGAAAGCCGUACAAAAUCUCUCCGAAGAUAUGAAGAAAAAACGAGAGGAACUGCUAAAAAGCCGAGAAGCGGAGGAGGCGGCUGGUAUGAGGCCUCCGACGGCACCGGCUCGGAGGACGACGAACUCGAGGAGGAGGAGGUCGACGAGGAACACUACUACGACGACUACGACGACUACGACAACUACGACGACUACGACGAAUCCGACGAGUUUGACAACCGCGCCGAGAACGAGUUCGAGUACUACGAGUACCACGAACCAGAGGAGCAUGACUCAUCAGAUUCCUUACAUGACUUUUCCGACGGUGGACCUGACUUCCUCCUUUAGCGCGCCGAUCCAACAAAUUCAGGGCGACGAGCCGCUACACCUGAUAAUAGUUUCGGACAACAUGGACGCGCUGCUCGCCGGCGACGUCAUCACGAUACAGGACACCUCGCGCUGAACACAACUUGCAUUAUUGUGUUAUUGUAAAUAUAUUUACAUUGAUUAUUAUUAUUG
This is a messenger RNA of Aricia agestis (brown argus), 2248 nucleotides long. RefSeq names its product E3 ubiquitin-protein ligase RNF8-like. Lineage: Eukaryota; Metazoa; Arthropoda; Insecta; Lepidoptera; Lycaenidae. Gene Ontology annotation, biological process: DNA damage tolerance; protein monoubiquitination. Bases 138 to 2192 code for a protein of 684 amino acids. Gene Ontology annotation, cellular component: Rad6-Rad18 complex; nucleus. Gene Ontology annotation, molecular function: ubiquitin protein ligase activity; single-stranded DNA binding; protein binding. The transcript has 11 exons. The record is from RefSeq and is a predicted model, not a curated record.